UUCUUCUCAGUGCAUUGGCUGAGAGAGAGCGCGCAUGAGACACACACACACACACACACACACACACACACACACACACACUGGGGUGUUUUCAGAGUGGCUCUAGCAGAGAGGUGGGGUAGAACAGUGGGGAGCCGUGCGGAUGGGUGAAGUGCAUGUGUGCCUGCUUAGACGGGCCAGAAAAGCUAAACUUAAGAAAUCUGCCUAUGUACAGAACAAAUCAACAGAAGGGGUUCUCAUUAAUCUGCCGUCUGUGAAUUUCGUUAUUUUUCAGGAGAAGCGCUACAAAGCAGCCACUGUGCUUACUGAACGGCCUCCCCCUGCAUCGCUUAAUUGAGAAGGUAUACAAAUGCUCUCAGUCCAGCCAGACACCAAGCCGAAAGGUUGUGCUGGCUGCAACCGAAAGAUCAAGGACCGGUAUCUUCUAAAGGCACUGGACAAAUACUGGCAUGAAGACUGCCUGAAGUGUGCCUGCUGUGACUGUCGCUUGGGAGAGGUGGGCUCCACCCUGUACACUAAAGCUAAUCUUAUCCUUUGUCGCAGAGACUAUCUGAGGCUCUUCGGUGUAACGGGAAACUGUGCUGCCUGUAGUAAGCUCAUCCCUGCCUUUGAGAUGGUGAUGCGUGCCAAGGACAAUGUUUACCACCUGGACUGCUUUGCAUGUCAGCUUUGUAAUCAGAGAUUUUGUGUUGGAGACAAAUUUUUCCUGAAGAAUAACAUGAUCCUUUGCCAGACGGACUACGAGGAAGGUUUAAUGAAAGAAGGUUAUGCACCCCAGGUUCGCUGAUCUAUCAACAUCACCCCAUUAAGAAUACAAAGCACUACAUUCUUUUAUCUUUUUUGCUCCACAUGUAUAUAAGAAUCGACACAGGAACCUACUGAAUAGCGUAGAUAUAGGGAAGCAGGAUGGUUAUAUGGAAUAAAAGGCGGACUGCAUCUGUAUGUAGUGAAAUUGCCCCCGUUCAGAGUUGAAUGUUUAUUAUUAAAGAAAAAAGUAAUGUACAUAUUGCUGGAUUUUUUUGCUUGCUAUUCAUUUUUGUGUCACUUGGCAUGAGAUGUUUAUUUUGGACUAUUGUAUAUAAUGUAUUGUAAUAUUUGAAGCACAAAUGUAAUACAGUUUUAUUGUGUUACCAUUUGUGUUCUGUUUGCUUCUUUGUAUUGUUGCAUUUAGUACAAUCAGUGUUUAAACUUACUGUAUAUUUAUGCUUUCUGUAUCUACCAGCUAUUUUAAAUGAGCUGUAACUUUCUAGUAAAGAACUGAAGAGCAAAUCUCACUAAUGAUACACAGAUAGAUAAAACAAGUCUAUCAACAUUAAAAACACUAAACAAUAAAGACACACACAAAGCAUUUUAGUGACAUCCACUACUUAUUGCCACUAUGAUUUAGAGUCUAUCGGUGUUCUUGUUAUAACCCCCUAUUUUCAGGGGGUUAAAAAAAUCAGCUUUAAAAAAUGCAUAAAAAUUUCAUCUUAAAGCACUUUCAUUUUAUACCAACGUGAAAAGUGCCAUUUUUAGAAUGACUUUAAAGCUUACCAGUUAUCCUUUUAAUAUCCUUUUUGUGUGUUCUUUGCCUACACAAUGGCUUUGUUUUGCUUUUUCAGUCACACCCCUUAUGUGAACUAGUGCCUUUGGGUAUAGUGUAAAAAUUUUCCAAAGGGUUACUUUUAAAAAGUAUUGCCACAAUUAUGAGAUAAUUUUAAAAUGAUAAAGUAAAUUUCUUGUAUAAAUUUUGCCCAGAUCUCUCCAUAAGAGCUAAGGGUUUAAUAACUUUAUGGCUUAAUAAAUUUAUGGCACUGAAAAGAUUUGAGUGUGAAUCUACUGAAAUCAUGGUAAUGCACAUUGAAGUAUGAUGGUAUUUGAGUAGUGAAGUUACUUUUGAGCAGAGCAACAUAAUGCUCAUAGAAUCUUCUAGAAGAAGAGGAACAAAGGGAUUGAUAAAAAGCUGAGAACUGGUGAUUAUAUAUUUUUCUGUAUUUCCCUGCCGUUUAUUUCAAUGUUUAAAAAGUGAACCCUUUAAGUUUGAUGCGGCUUACUUUACUCAUUGCUUGAGGGAAUUACCGACUCAGAAUACAUCACACACAGGCUGAAAUCUGCCACUCCAUGUCUUAAAGGUGAAAUAUGCCCUUCCCUACAUGAUAGCAGAUAAAGAAAAAAGCUCUAGAAACAGAAAUUAUGGAGAACAAUUAUUUAAAUUACAAUUAAGGAAAUAAAAAUGAGAAUAUGAUCCCCUCUUCUGGGUUGCUCACACUUUGUUUCUUUGCUUCUACUCCCUGUAAUAAAACUACUUUUCAACAAAUCUAAUUCUGCGUAGGCACAAUGAACCAUAUUUCUACCAUAGCAAACAGUGCUAUGGGUUUUCUUUUUAUUUUUUUUUUUUUGAUCACUUGUACAGGAAACAAUAUUUCCCAGUGUUAUUUACAUACAUAUUUUGUCCUGCCAAUAUAUGCAUUACAGAAAAUUAAAUGUUAAACCUGAAUUUUUGGUUUGGGGCCAAAAUAUUAAGCUGAAAAUAAUGCUGGUGUGGAUUUGAGUUGUUUUGAAACAAAGCUUUAUUAUGAACGUGCAUGUGAAUCUCUAUAUUGCCUCUUAUUUUUAAGAAAAUGGUUCUGUGAAAAGUGAAUGAUAUGUAUUUUUACAAAUGCUUCAUGGUUAAGAGUGUUCACAUCACAUGUCCCCCAAAUUCAAAAUUAUAUUGAAGAAAGAAUUUCAAAAAUAGCUAUUUGGAUCUCACAGAAUAACUGUUAUUUUAGCCUUUGAGCCUUACAAUUGUUUCACAAAAAAAAAAAAAAAAAAAACAAACCUUGUAUAGCCAAAAACAAAGCAAGACAAAAUAAAAAUGGGAGGGAGUGAGAUAAGUGAGAGGUGUUUUCAUAACACAGCCCUGCUAGUCCUUAUUAACAGUUGUUUGAAAUUCACGUGGAUGUAAAAUUUUAAUUGUCAGUAUCUUUUUCAAAUGAUUUUUUUUUAGAUUUAAAUGGUUUUUAUAUGUUUAUUGAUAUGUGGAAAUACUUGUAAAUUGGGAACAAACUUGUCUCAACUUCUUGAAGCCGUUCAACUAUCCUUGCCACCCAAAGACCAAACAAGGUUUUCACUGCUUUUUCUUUUACUUAAUACUUUGGGAAUCAACUCUUAUGCUUUUUACUACAAACAAAAUUACUCGCCUGAAUUAAAGGUUAAGGCCUUAAUCUGUUUAGAUUAUCUUUAAUCUCUAUGAAGUUGUGAAACAAGACAGGAAUAAUUUCAGCUGUAGGCCAUUUUUACAGCUAACUGUCCAUAAACAGUAGCAUUUUUGACCUGGAGUACUAAACUAAUUGUCUUGACUACUCAAAGCCCUGGAAUUGUCAACUUUCCUCUUUGUGUUGUGUAGCCCUGACGUCAUUUAGCUUGUUAUCUGAUGCUUCCAAUAGGACACCCCUGAUGUAGCUUUGAUUUCUCAAGCAGUGAAACUCGCUCCCUAACUCGCUUCUCACAGGGUGCCUAUGGUGAAGGACCAGGCACCCCCACUACACCAAGUGCUGAUUGAGUUUAAAAGCUGACCUGUGUUUGUAAUUUCACUUUCAUCUUGCUUAAUAAAUAUCUGCUGAAUUCUUUCACUUUUUACAUUUGGAUUUAUGUUUUUGAUAAAAGGGGUAUUA
Messenger RNA from Lemur catta (Ring-tailed lemur), 3635 nucleotides. RefSeq names its product LIM domain only 3 (gene LMO3). The transcript is spliced from 5 exons. Gene Ontology annotation, cellular component: nucleus. The record is from RefSeq and is a predicted model, not a curated record. Gene Ontology annotation, molecular function: transcription coactivator activity; DNA-binding transcription factor binding. NCBI's taxonomy places the organism in Eukaryota, Metazoa, Chordata, Mammalia, Primates, Lemuridae. Bases 350 to 787 code for a protein of 145 amino acids. Gene Ontology annotation, biological process: positive regulation of transcription by RNA polymerase II.